This is a messenger RNA of Dermacentor albipictus, 3031 nucleotides long. RefSeq lists its product as uncharacterized. Lineage: Eukaryota; Metazoa; Arthropoda; Arachnida; Ixodida; Ixodidae. The record is from RefSeq and is a predicted model, not a curated record.
UUGUAUGCGUUGUUUGUUUAGAAACGUAACCUCCUUUUGGCCAAUGGGAGCUGACGUUUUGGUCACGAGGGGUAACGUAUGGCCGGCUUUCGUUAUUUGAAGAAACUGGCGGAAAGCGCAGGACAAGAAAGCCGAAGAAAUUCAGUCUGCAAGAUAACCGUCUCCGCGGUGAACUGCCCGGACUCCUUCGGCAACACAAUGUCGGAAGUGGAUGUUACCCAUUACAGCUUUUACGUCGACGAGGAUGACGAGAGCAUUCUGAUUAACGAGGAAAAGCUGAAGUCAUCUGGACUUCCCUACAUGCGGCGUUACCGUACAAAAAGCUGCAACAGCAGCCAGUCCAGCAGCGCGGCGCCUGAAAUGGGGCGCAUCAACGGGUCUGCGGACAAUUCGCUGUUCUCGGCCGACGGGUCAGAACGCGGCAGUGGGUCUUCGGCCGACGACUGUAUCGAUGGCUUGAAUAACCUGAAGCUUUCCAGCAUCGAUCACGACAAGGAAAACAGAGAACCUUGUCAGCCGAAAGAGGUUGUACGCCUUUUCUCCGAGAAAUGCAAGCAAACUCUGAGCCCGAGUGAGCGUAUGGACGCCUGCGCCGAGCCCGAAGGAGACAUUCUGGCGCAGUAUUUGGAGCCACAGCAAUGUCAGCCAGUGACCCAUCAAGGAACUUUGGAACAGCCGAGCAAGCAGAACACUUGCGAAGUGCAGUUAAGCGAUGAGAACUGUAGUGUUGUGAUGAGUGCUCCUCUCGCCAUGUCCACACCGCGUCCCUCAAAAGUUUCGGGGCUAAACGAGCCGACAUCGCACGCGGGUGCCAACGCGGAGACAGCAGAAGUCAACACUCUGCAAAGUCCCUCAACAGGAAUUGAACAGAACCUCUGCAGUGAAUUCUCUCCCCAACACUGUGAACAGAUGUGUACAAAUGUGCUUGACCCUGUGAAACAGCGCCUGUCGUUUGGCUCCAGCGAAGGUACGGAGGAAGCCAAGGCAGAGCAUGUAUUUGAUAAUCAACUGUUUUGUAGUGGUAUCGAACCAUUGCCUUCCUCUAGUCACAUUGAAACUGAUCAAGAGCUUGUCGCACAUGUGCCCACUGAGAUCCUGGUGUGCGAUAAGAGUUUCGUUGUCUCACAGAAACCUGUCAAAGAGAAGCUUCAGACGGCAGCAUCUGGUACAUCGUCUAACAGGGGGCACAAUGAGCUGCAAAGCUUGGCAGUGACCUCCGCAUCUUCUUCCACAGAGCACACAUUGACGACUUCAGAUGAUGCUCCCGGAGAACAGUGCAAGCAGGACUUCCCUACCCCUGUAGUCACAAAUCUUGCCACACAAUCCGAGUGCUUGCCCAUAGUUCAAAGUGGUGUGGAGAUGGCCUGUCAGACAUCUUUCUGCUUUGGUAAUGUUCCGACUACAAGCACUGCCAGCAUGACCCCAGUGAAGCUCUUUACCCCGCACAAGUCUCCACAAAAGGGAGCUGGCAGUGCCCCUACUAAGCCCCUUUUGAGUCGCCGAGAGACUAAUCUGGCAGGAUCUGUUCGAGGCCGCUGUCGCACUCCAUCGAACAUACCUUUGCGGAGCUGGAAUUCACCCAUUGUUUCCACGAAACCUAGGGAGACUGUGUUCAAAGUACCAACACCUGUAUCUGGAAAAACUCCAGGUAAGGCUGCAGUGAAGACUCCAUUGAAGACUUCAGAAAAGAGUCCAGUAAAGGUUGAGCAAGGUCAGGCCCACCAUGGCACCCCACGGAGUGUUGGGAAGGGCUCACGGCCACCCUGGUCAGUCAUCAGCCCUGUUGCUCGGUACAUCCACGAGAACCCAGCACCACCGCUAAUCCAGAUUGUGAGACCCCGAAAGUCUCCGUCAGCAAAAUCUCUGACAGCGGCGACCUCGCCUGUUCACGUGACCACCUCGUCAGCAUCUCCACGUUUGUGUACUGGUCCACUGCCAGACAAACGCUACCAAACAUCAAACAUGGGAAUCCUUCAGAGGGCGGGUCUCGAUCCCAUGGUAAAGCCUUCCAAGCCUGUAGUCAUCAAGCACACGGUUUCCGCAGAGGCUGAUUACCAAAGCGUCCCUGAAAUGGAGGCAUCUGUAAUCCAAGUCAUCCGCCACUGACCGUCGCCGGUGCUUGUCAUUCAAGUGUCGUCGUGCUGUGCUCAAAUCAAUGCAACUCGCUCAAGUACCAUGUAGUGAAACUUGAACGCAGGCCGCCAUGUAAUAGCAAACUUUUUGCAAGGCGCCGAAAUGUUUCUGCGGCAUGUGCGCUGUUGAAGUAAUGUAAUGGAACGUAAUGACACGCUAUCGUUGAGAGAGAGGGGAAAAAAAAGGACGUCUCAGGCUUGUGUUUUCGUUGCGUGCAGUGAACGGCCUCUUCGCAAUGCUGCGAUAAACACCACUCAACACAUUGGCCUCCGGUGCUUCUCUCAAGGCUGCUUGCCACAUUGACAGCGCGCCAACGGCGGCGAUUAUCGUCCGCUUGUCGCCGGGUUAACAGUCUGAAACGUAGUUUAUGGUUUAGCGCGUUAAAUUCGUGUCGUCAUAAAGUUAAACCUAAGUCGUUGAGACGCAUUUUUGUUUUGCCGGUUGUCAACGUACAAGACACGCCAAAGUUAUUACACCAUGGCUGCCAAGACGAUCGACGGUGCUCGAGUGGUCGUCGAAGCCCUCCGGAAGCAGGUGACCCCUAAAGAAAUUUUCCUCGUAUGCUGGGUCGCGUGCUAACGUACUCGUCUUGUCGCUUUUCGUUUAUUAUGCUUCCAAAUUCGCAGCAAGAAAGUGCAGCCCACCAGCUUGGCGUUGCAUGCUUGCCUCUAUUCUGACAGCAGCUGAGCGCUGGUUGGACCGACGUUACUGACCCCUCCACGAUCGACGCUUAUUAAAUCUUCGCCUAUCUUGACCGUGCACUCGCCCCUUUCAACUCGUUUUAUUUUUAUUUUUGUUACUUGAUUAUACAGGUAUUAAUUUUCAUAUUUCCUGCACAGAUGCAAUUAUGUUUUAUCCUUAUGCACAAAUAAAAACAUUUGUUUAUUCGGCACGCGAA